This is a messenger RNA of Planococcus citri (citrus mealybug), 874 nucleotides long. It is a transcript of the gene SmD2, whose product is annotated as small ribonucleoprotein particle protein SmD2. The transcript has a single exon. The record is from RefSeq and is a predicted model, not a curated record. Gene Ontology annotation, biological process: spliceosomal snRNP assembly; RNA splicing. Gene Ontology annotation, cellular component: precatalytic spliceosome; U5 snRNP; catalytic step 2 spliceosome. Lineage: Eukaryota; Metazoa; Arthropoda; Insecta; Hemiptera; Pseudococcidae. The coding region runs from base 137 to 487 and encodes 116 amino acids. Gene Ontology annotation, molecular function: RNA binding.
AAAUUAAUUUUGAAUGUUUUUCUUUUUUUCCGGCAUCGUUGAUCGUUGUUGAAGUUUGAUGAUAAAAUUCGUCUCGCCGAUAUAAUUUGUAUUAUUCAUAUAAUUCAAGUAAAAAUUAUAAUUGAUAAAUUUUAAAAUGGCUAAACCGAAGAGUGAAAUGACCCCAGAAGAGCUGGCCAAGAUGGAAGAGGAGGAGUUCCAGACAGGACCUCUUUUACUAUUAACGGAGUCGGUACGUGGAAACACGCAAGUUUUAAUACAAUGCCGUAAUAAUAGAAAGCUGCUAGCAAGAGUUAAAGCUUUUGAUCGUCAUUUCAAUAUGGUAUUGGAAAACGUCAAGGAGAUGUACGUAGAAAAACCUAGAACUGGGAAAGGCAAAAAGAAAGCGAAACCUGUGAAUGUGGAUCGUUUCAUUUCCAAAAUGUUUCUUCGAGGAGAUUCCGUAAUAUUAAUCAUUAAAAAUCCAUUAUUACAUUGCAGUAAUUAAUAAGAAUAAUGUUUGUGUAUGUAUUUUAUCUAGCUGUCGAUAUGCAACCAAUUUGAUCUUACUUUAUCCCUAGAAACAUCUCGGACCUUUUUCUGAACAGCAUCUUUAUUUUCUGUUUUGAUCACGUCAGAAUAAUAGACCUUUCACUUAAAUGAUGAAAAAUAUGUCUCUUGUACCAGUGAUGAUUAUAUACUGGGAGAAAAUACUGUAUUUGUUAUUCAUUAAACAUGUAGAUGAAUGUGAACGAUUGUGUUCAAAUCAUGAGCAGAUCGUGUUUCGCAUUACGUAUGUAUUAUGCAUGUUUGUUUUGGAAAAAUAUCUUUAUGUAAAAAGUACUUCAUUCUGUAUUUUAAUUUUUGUAUAAUAAAUUUUUCAAAAAUCUUUUCA